Molecule: messenger RNA, 3743 nt
Organism: Prosopis cineraria
Lineage: Eukaryota; Viridiplantae; Streptophyta; Magnoliopsida; Fabales; Fabaceae
Product: isoamylase 2, chloroplastic-like
Exons: 5
Coding region: 716-3469 (917 amino acids)
Biological process (GO): starch biosynthetic process
Molecular function (GO): isoamylase activity
Source: RefSeq, a predicted model, not a curated record
CAAGCUCUUCUUCUCCGUACAAAGCUAGGCGGCCGUUCUCAAUCGACUCUAUCUCUCAUUUCGUUCUUCCUCUCAACCCAGAAGCCUCUCAUUGUUUCCUCCGUCUCCGUUGCUGCAAUCCACGCUGUCUGAGCCACCACCGGCUUCUACGCCACAAUCUUACCGUAGACCUAAACUCUUUCCUCAGUCUCAAUCUUAACUGCUCCGCCGCCGGAUAUCAGUAACUGGUGGUUGGAGAAAACAUGGCCGAGUCAACUUCUCUGACGUCUGAGCAACUCUUGCCGAGUGAUCUCAUCUGACGAAUUACAAAGGCGCGCGUCUUCUUUUUCCGUCAUCGUCUCUCCCGUCUUAUAUUUCAGUCUCUCCUCUUUGUCUCUCCCAUGGCCAGAAACCUGUACGCACAUGAUCAAAAAGUGCAGGCAGUGAAGAAUCGGGAAGAAUGUCUAUAAAAAACGCAGUCGAUAAUUUUGCAGAUUUUCUAAGGUAUAUUUGAAACUGAAAGGCUUGAGAGAGACUUGCCAUAACUUCAAAUAACGACAGGGAAUAUUUUUGUUCUGGGAUGGCUGCGCUUCUCUGAAGGUUCCAAUUGUUGGGACAUUUUGAUGACACUCGGGGGCUCCCAAAUUGCUGUCAAAAGCACCUAGGAAAGUCAAAGAGUUGUUGAAUUCCUCUUGAUUCUUGUGAAAAAGAUGGGCUAUCAUGUCUUGCCCAUGCAAUGUUAUACUUCCUAUUAUCAAGAGAAAAAGGCUUCCUAAAUCAGUUAAGGACCUCCCUCCAGGCCUUUGAAGUUAUUUCCUGUGUGCUUGUCUGGUUUCAUUGUUCUCUAGCCCAAAAAAUGGCAAAUCUUCCUGUGUCAUUUUCAAUUCAAGCAGGCCUUCAAAAACCAAAGGCCAUUGAAGCAUCUCAGCUUAGUGAAUGUAAAUAUGGAAGUAGAUUGUCUGGAUUUGAUACCCCAGGUGUAGAAAGAAAGAAAGUUUGUACAGCAAUGCACAGUAUCAUUAGCCCAUUUUACCAGAAUUUCACUACAAGAUUGUAUGGUACAUCCCGACUAUCCAUCAAAGAAAGUAAAAGGCAAGUUGCUAAAUUUACUGAAGUUGAAGAUUUAAGAAGUGCAUUGAGUUUUUUGUUCAGGACAGAAAUUGGCGGUCAGGUUAAAGUUUAUGUUAUCAAGAAAAAUGUCAAGUAUUUUGUGUAUAUUGAGGUCUCUUCCUUACAAUUACAUGGUGAAGGAUUGGUGUUGUGUUGGGGUGUGUAUAGAGCCAAUUCAUCAUGUUUUGAGCUUCCAGAUUUUGAAAGUUCAGCUACAGAUACAAGAACAGGGAUGAAUCUGAGCCCAUUCCAACAAUCAUUGUCAGGCAACUUUACAAUUGAGUUGGAAUUUGAUGCCAAACAAGUUCCCUUUUAUUUCUCAUUUAUCCUGAGAUCAUCAUUGAAUGCCGAGUCAAGUGCAUUUGAUAUUAGAAGUCAUAGAAAAACAAAUUUCUGUGUGCCAGUUGGUUCUCUUCCAGGGCAUCCAGCUCCGCUGGGUCUCUCUUUCUCUCCUGAUGGUUCAAUGAAUUUUGCUAUUUUCUCAAGGCAAGCAGAAGGUAUGGUUUUGUGCUUGUAUGAUGAUACCAAUCUUGAGAAACCUGCCUUAGAGCUUGAUCUAGAUCCUUUUGUCAAUCGAUCUGGUGAUGUAUGGCAUAUUUCGUUUGAAAAUGCUUGGACAUUUGUGAGUUAUGGUUAUCGUUGCAAAGGAGCUCUUUUUCAGCAAAACAAGGAUGAUAAUUAUAACAAGCAUGUUCUUCUAGAUCCAUAUGCAAAAAUUAUUGGGAAUUCUUUUCCUAAUGGUUAUGAAUCAGGUUUAACUGCAAAGUUUCUUGGGAGGUUGUGCAAGGAACCUGAUUUUGAUUGGGGUGAUGAUUUUCAUCCAAAUUUACCAAUUGAAAAACUAGUGGUCUAUAGAUUAAAUAUUGAGCACUUUACUCAGCAUAAGUCUAGCCAGCUACCUACUGGUUUAGCUGGGACCUUUGCUGGUUUGGCUGAGAAGGUGCAGCAUUUUAAGGACCUUGGCGUUAAUGCAAUUCUUUUGGAGCCAAUCCUCACAUUCGAUGAACAAAAAGGACCAUAUUUUCCUUGUCACUUCUUUUCUCCAAUCCAUAUUUUUGGACCAUCUGGUGGUCCCAUAUCUACAAUCAACUCUAUGAAAGAGAUGGUGAAAUAUUUGCACGCUAAUGGGAUUGAAGUUCUUAUGGAAGUUGUUGUGACCCAUACUGCUGAGGUGGGAGCACUGCAAGGAAUUGAUGACUUAUCCUACUAUUAUGCAAAUGGAGUUGGUGAUUCGAACAUUCAAAGUUCCCUGAAUUGUAACUAUCCUGUAGUGCAACAAUUGAUUUUGGAUAGCCUUCGGCAUUGGGUUACUGAGUUUCACAUCGAUGGCUUCACUUUCAUAAAUGCUUCACAUCUGUUGAAGGGGUUUCAUGGAGAACACUUGUCUCGACCUCCAUUGGUUGAAGCAAUUACUUUUGAUCCAUUACUAUCCAAGACCAAGAUCAUUGCAGAUUGCUGGGAUCCAUACAACAUGGUUUUCAGGCAAACUCGGUUUCCUCAUUGGAUGAGAUGGGCAGAAAUGAAUGCUAAUUUCUGUAAUGAUGUGAGGAAUUUUUUGAGGGGUGAAAGCCUUGUUAGCAACCUUGCAACUAGAAUUUGUGGGAGCGGGGACUUGUUUUCUGACAGACGAGGCCCUGCAUUUUCUUUAAAUUAUGUUUCCAGGAACUUUGGACUUUCUCUCGUGGACUUGGUCAGCUUCAGCAGUGGGAAACUAGCUUCAGAAUUAAGCUGGAAUUGUGGAGAAGAAGGGCCUACUAAUAAUAGGCAUGUCCUUGAAACAAGACUUAAACAAAUCCGUAAUUUCCUUUUCAUCUUGUUUGUGUCAUUAGGAGUACCUGUUCUGAACAUGGGAGACGAAUGUGGUCUGUCUUGUGGGGGUUCUCCUGCAUAUGGAGACAGAAAGCCUAUAGAUUGGAGUGCUUUAAAUUCAGGUUUUGGUAAGCAAAUCUUGCAAUUCAUUUUGUUUUUGACUACACUUAGAAACAGGCGAAGUGAUCUUUUCCAGAGACGAAGCUUCUGGAAGGAAGAAAACAUAGAAUGGCUAGGAAGUGCUCUAGCUCCUCCAAAAUGGGACGACCCCUCCUGCAAGUUUUUGGCCAUGACUUUGAAGGUUGAAAGAUCUGAAACUUGUAAUUUAUCAGCAGGAGGUGAUUUAUUUGUUGCUUUCAAUGCAGCUGAUCAAUCAGAAACUCUAGUUUUACCCCCACCUCCAGAAGGCAUGUCAUGGUGUCGUUUAGUUGAUACGUCUCUUCCAUUUCCUGGUUUUUUCUCUUCCAAUGGUGAAUCUGUCCCUGUCCCUGAGCAGAUUGCAGGAUUGUUUGCUUACAAAGUGAAGUCUCACAGCUGUAUUUUGCUCGAGGCAACCUACCUUGAUAGCUAAAAAUUGUUUUGUUGUUUAAUGAGGUAAAUAAGUUUUACGACUCCUUUGUAUAUAUUCAAUAAUUUGUUUAUGGUGAUUUUCCUACAUUCAAGUGAUAAUUCUUUUUCCUUUGUCCUAGCUCCACAGUGACUGUAAAUAACUAGAUCCUGAUCCCUUGUGCAAUAUAUGGAAUCCGAGACUGAAAAUCACAUUGUUAUGAGUAGCAACUUUGUGAACAAUGUGAUUUUUUUAUUAGCUUUUAUACAAAUAUUCAUAUUGAUUUCUGUGUUUCAAA